Dendrobium catenatum is the source of this 585-nucleotide messenger RNA. RefSeq lists its product as uncharacterized. NCBI's taxonomy places the organism in Eukaryota, Viridiplantae, Streptophyta, Magnoliopsida, Asparagales, Orchidaceae. The coding region runs from base 1 to 585 and encodes 194 amino acids. The transcript has a single exon. The record is from RefSeq and is a predicted model, not a curated record.
AUGGUAGCUCAGAUAACACCAUUCAAGGUAUUAUACGGAAGAGAUCCGCCUCACUUGAUAUAUUAUGAACAAGGCAGCACAUUGGUGGCAUCAGUAAAGCAGUAUUUGGAAGACGGAGACAGGAUUUUGGUGGAGCUUAAGGGACAUUUGCUGAGAGCUCAACAAAUUAUGAAAAGGCAAGCAUAUGCACAUAGGAAAGAUAUUCAGUUUGAGGUGGGGGACAGGGUUUACUUGAAGCUUCGACCCUACAGGCAGAGAACCUUGGCACAUAGAAGGAAUGAGAAGUUAUCACCCCAUUAUCUUGGUCCUUACAAGAUAGUGGAGUGUAUCGGUGUCGUGACAUAUCUCCUACAUUUACCACCGUCGUCAACUAUCCACCCAAUGUUUCAUGUGUCCCAGUUGCUACGUGUGGUAGGAGAGGACAUCUCAUUUUUUGCACUUCCCCCGACCUUGACGGAUAAUAUGGAGGUGUUGUUAGAACCAUUGGAGGUUGAAGGAGUACACCAGGAAAUAACAAGAAACAAAGAAGUGUUGAUCAGGUGGAAGAACCAACCAAAGUACAAAGCUACGUGGGAGUCCAACUAG